This is a messenger RNA of Leptosomus discolor (cuckoo roller), 1106 nucleotides long. The record is from RefSeq and is a predicted model, not a curated record. NCBI's taxonomy places the organism in Eukaryota, Metazoa, Chordata, Aves, Leptosomiformes, Leptosomidae.
UGCCUGCUGGGGUGAACGCCCGCUAGCUGAAAGCUGAAGCGUGGUCACCAGCCUGUGCGGAGGAGAACAGGAUGCGGGUCACCAUGAGGAGGGUGUUGCUGGUGGUGGGCUCAGUGGUCGCCCUGAUGGUGACUCUGCACCUCGGCCAGCAGGUCCUGGAAUGCCAGCAGGUCCUGAGCGAGAGGAGGCACAGGCUGAUGAGACCUGAGAAUGAGGAACUGGUCAUGAUGGACUCCAACCACGUCGAGUACCGUUACAGCAAGGAGAUGCCCCUGAUAUUCAUUGGGGGGGUCCCCCGGAGCGGCACGACGCUGAUGAGGGCCAUGCUGGAUGCCCACCCUGAGGUGCGCUGCGGAGAAGAGACCCGCAUCAUCCCCCGGGUGCUGGCGAUGCGGCAGGCCUGGUCCAAAUCGGGGCGAGAGAAGAUGCGCCUGGACGAAGCUGGGGUGACGGACCAGGUUUUGGACGCCGCGAUGCAGGCCUUCAUACUGGAAGUGAUCGCCAAGCACGGCGAGCCCGCCAGGUACUUGUGUAACAAGGACCCCUUCACGCUGAAGUCCUCCGUCUACCUGUCCAGGCUGUUCCCCAAUUCCAAGUUCCUCCUGAUGGUUCGGGACGGCCGGGCUUCGGUCCACUCCAUGAUCACGCGGAAGGUGACAAUCGCGGGCUUCGACCUGAACAGCUACCGGGACUGCCUGACCAAGUGGAACAAAGCCAUCGAGGUGAUGUACUCCCAGUGCCUGGAGAUCGGGCGGGCCCGCUGCCUGCCCGUCUACUACGAGCAGCUGGUGCUGCACCCCGAGCAGUCCAUGCACGCCAUCAUGAAGUUCCUGGACAUCUCCUGGAGCGACACGGUGCUGCACCACGAGGAGCUGAUAGGGAAGCCCGGUGGGGUGUCGCUUUCCAAGAUAGAAAGAUCAACAGACCAGGUCAUCAAGCCGGUGAACAUGGAGGCGUUAUCUAAGUGGAUCGGGCACAUCCCGGGGGAUGUGCUGCAGGACAUGGCCCACAUCGCCCCCAUGCUCGCCAGGCUGGGCUACGACCCCUACGCCAACCCGCCCAACUACGGCCACCCCGACCCCUUGGUCGUCAACAACACGCACAGA